AGAGGCACUGAGGGUCCCUGCCCCUCUCUCCCUAGCGUUGUAAGGGUGGUGGCAGCAGCAGAGGCACGGGAGACUGGUGCGCUUGCGCAGACGGAGCCCAGCUGCGGGCCAGCAAAGCCCCUCCCCAGCGGUACUCUAAUCAGUAAGUCUCAGUGUCUGGUGUACUCUGAUCUCUUCAGCAGAGAAUUUAUAAAUCAGUUGUCCAGUUUGCUGAAAGAAAUAGAAAAUGGCCAAAGUUGAAAAGCUUGCUCUUCAUGUCCCAAGUCUAGAGGAACUUUCUGGGGUCCUGCAGAAUGGGCUUAAAGAGAACUUUGCUGAUGUCCUGGUCUCUGUAGUAGAAUGCCCUGAUCUGACUCGUGAUCCCUUCGACUUUCCUGUUAAAGGAAUCUGUGGGAAGCCUAGAAUAGCAGAUGUGGGAGGUCAACCUCACCUUUUGCCUCUUGUACAAAAAGAUAAAGUUUAUGACCUGAACACCGUUGCAAAGCAAAUAGAGUUGCCUGGAGCUUUCAUUCUUGGAGCUGGAGCUGUGUCCUCUAGGAUUCUUGGAGUAAAUGCUGAGUUUAUCCCAGUUGCUCAAGCUGAGAGUGAAGAAAAGCCUGCUGUAAAUGCGAGUUACACUGCUCAGAUUAAUCCUGCAGAUGGAGGGUGCCUUCUGGAGAAGUACAGCAACAAAUAUAGUGACUGUGAAUUUGGAUUGCUGGCCAACCUAUAUGCCAGUCAGGGCCAACCUGGCAAGGUUAUUGAAGUGAAAGCCAAUGGAAGAACUGGACAGCAUAACUUUGUGACCUGUAUGAGACAAAUUAUAGAAAAAUGCUAUGGAGAUAAACCAGUUGGGAUAGGAGGUACAUUUGUUAUUCAAAAAGGGAAAGCAAAGAUUCAUAUUAUGCCCCCAGAAUUUUCUGCCUGUCCUUUAAACACUGAUGAGGAAUUGAAUAAUUGGCUCCGUUUUUUUGAAAUGAAGGCUCCGUUGAUUUGUCAGCCAGUACUAAUUUCAAGAGAUCCAGGGUUUGAUCUGCGAGUGGAGCACACCCAUUGUUUCAGUCACCAUGGUGAAGGAGGACACUACCAUGAGGACACGACACCAGAUAGUGUGCAGUAUCUGGGAUAUUUUUUACCUGCAGAACUUCUCUUUCGUAUUGAUAGACCCAAAGAGUCUCAUAUAGUUGGGAGAGAUUAAAUCCACGGAUGCACACUUAAUUUUAAGUGUACGGAUAGCAAUUAAUUUUUAAAAAUGAAAUAUUGGAUUUGAUCAUUCUUUUAAUUGACAUCGAGCACACAUAUGAAAAGCUGGCAUUUUAUUGCAGUCUUAGCCUUUUUUAAAGAAUGGGACACGUUCAGAGUUUAGAUAGUUAUUUGAAUUCAAACAAACAAUUUCAAUCACAAUUUAAUUUUUAUCCAAACAUCAAAGCCAAAUAGUUUGUAUUAAUGAUUUAUUUUGUUCCAUUUUGAUUACGUUAGGCAGGCAUUACUAGGUGAUUGUCUCUGGCUAUAGAAAGCCAUCAUUGAAUUAAUGAGAGCUCCACAUUCUAAAUGGAAGAGGAAAAGAGAUGCGAAUCAAGAACCAUGUGGUAACUAUACUACAAUUCAGACUCUGAUAUUGACAUAGCUGUGUGCCAUUCUAGCCAUAUGUGCCCUAGUGGGUUAUAUGUGAGUAAUGGGAUUGGCCACUUAUUUUAAUCCGUGAUUAGAAGAGACUUGUCUGAAAUAAGAGGAAGGCACUUGUAGUUCCACUCAUAUGACUUUUAGCUCAUCAGGACUACAGGGUGGUGCAAUCCUACAUCUACAGGAGUCAAUGGCAAUACCGCCAUUGAUUUCACUGAGAGCAUAGAGGACCUACAGGUAUGGAAAUGCAAACUUGUCAAAGAGGCAGGGGUGAAAGUAACUUGCAGGACUUAUCCGUACUGCCAGAGUCCUGAGGGAGGCGGGGCCUCUCAAGAUUUAAAGGCCCUGGGGCACCGACUGUGGCUGGGAGCCCCAGGGCCUCUAAAUCAACCAGGGACUCCCAGCUGCAGAGGUGGCUGGGAGCUCCCGGGGCUCAGGGGAAAAUUAAAGGAUUCGGGGCUCCCCACA
This is a messenger RNA of Trachemys scripta elegans, 2070 nucleotides long. It is a transcript of the gene BKGD, whose product is annotated as chromosome 1 C11orf54 homolog. Lineage: Eukaryota; Metazoa; Chordata; Testudines; Emydidae. Gene Ontology annotation, molecular function: hydrolase activity, acting on ester bonds; zinc ion binding. The transcript is spliced from 9 exons. Gene Ontology annotation, cellular component: nucleus. The coding region runs from base 227 to 1177 and encodes 316 amino acids. The record is from RefSeq and is a predicted model, not a curated record.